AUGGAACUCAACCGAGAACAUUUUCGCACCAUAAUUUAUUACAACCUUCAGAGACAAUUAUCGCAACAAGAAUGCCUUGCUCUGUUACUGUCUGUUUUCGGCAACGAAGCGCCACAAUUCAAACGUGGACGGGUGAGUCUUAGCGACGAUCCCAGGGUGGGUGCACCAAAAACGGCAGUCACCCAGGAAGACGUCGAUGCUGUGCGCAAACUCAUCAUUGAAGAUAGACUUGUGACAUAUCGCGAGAUUGAGGCAAAAUUAAUUUCUCGUUGGAUACCCCACCUGUUGACUGAAGAGCAGAAAGCAGCCAGGGUUAAUUGGUGUCAAAAAACGCUUGACCGUUUCAAUUCUGGAAACUCAAAAAAUGUGUACAGCAUUGCUAGUGGUAAUGAAUCGUGGAUUUACUGUUAUGAAUCGGAAAAUAAACGACAGUCGGCUGUUUGGAUGGUCGCGACAUUUGUGUCAAAAGCGGGUCAUAUUGCAACAAUUCCUCUCAAUGAGCAAAGAACUGCUACUGCGGAUUGGUAUACCACCAUUUCUUCGAAAAAUCAACCCCAUCCUCCAUAUAGUCCCGAUCUAAGUCCUAACGAUUUCUUUACUUUCCCGAAUAUUAAAAACAGACUGCGUGGACAAAGGUUCCAGUCACCAGAAGAAACAGUUGACGUAUUCAAAAAUGCCGUUUUGGAUCUGCCAGCAAACGAGUGGAGUAAGUGCUUCGAAAAUUGGUUCGAGCGCAUGCAGAUGUGUAUUAAUCUUAGAGGAGAAUACUUCGAAAAACAAUAA
Molecule: messenger RNA, 783 nt
Organism: Acanthoscelides obtectus
Lineage: Eukaryota; Metazoa; Arthropoda; Insecta; Coleoptera; Chrysomelidae
Source: the annotation of a GenBank genome assembly